Messenger RNA from Acanthosepion pharaonis, 756 nucleotides. The record is from the annotation of a GenBank genome assembly. Lineage: Eukaryota; Metazoa; Mollusca; Cephalopoda; Sepiida; Sepiidae.
AUGAAAACUCAUGGAAGACAGAUUGUCUCAGCCGAGCGCGUCCAUGCAUUAAUCUUGCACGACUGUCCUAAGAUUUCUUUUUCGUUUUCUUUCUUCCAGAGCGUAAAUCUCCAUCUUCUGUUCGUUUUUCUUCUCUCUUUCAUUUCUUCUUUUCUUCUUCCUUUGUUUCUACUUUCUUUUUUUCUUCUACUAUCUUUUUUACUGUCUUCUUUUACUGUCUCCCUUUCUUCGCUUCUUUCUUUACCCGUCUUUUCUCCAUACUGUUUUUACUUUCUUUCUAUUCUUAUUAUACACUUUUAUAGCUUUCUUUCUUUCUUUUUAAAAACUGUCUUGUCACGUUUGUUUCUUCCUUUAUGCCUUCCUGUCAUCUUUCAUUUUAAUAAUUUUCUCGUUAUUUCAUUCAAUUGGUCUUUCUUUUUUUCUGUAUUUUUCCCUUUCCGUUUCUUUCUCUCUUUUUCUUUGUUUCUUUCUCUCUUUUUUUGUUUCUUUCUCUCUUUUUUUUGUUUCUUUCUCUCUCUUUUUUUGUUUCUUUCUCUCUUUUUCUUUGUUUCUUUCUCUCUUUUUUGUUUCUUUCUCUCUUUUUUUGUUUCUUUCCCUCUCUUUUUUUUUGUUUCUUUCUCUCUUUUUCUUUGUUUCUUUCUCUCUUUUUUGUUUCUUUCUCUCUUUUUUUGUUUCUUUCUCUCUCUUUUUUUGUUUCUUUCUCUCUUUUUCUUUGUUUCUUUCUCUCUUUCUCCUAUUUCAUUCAUUCAUUUUUAA